AGGUGUGGUGACAUCAUGGAUCUGAAAAAAAGAGGAAAAAAAAAAAGCGGAUCUUCUGCUCCUUCAGUCCGUCGACCCGUCAUUGUUUCGCUGCUGGAAAAACUUUGCAUCAAAAGAACUUCGGGCAUCGGGCCAAAGUCCAGUCUUGUCCAGUCUUCAAAUUCAGUUUGAAGACUGGAUUUAGGAUCCAUGAACAAGUUGUAGACUCUGCAAGGUAACUGUGCUUCAAGUUUACAAUCAAUGUUUUGUUGUUUUUUAAAUGGCAGGAAGUUUGGAUGACUUUGAGGCCUGAUUGCAGCUUUUUUGAGGACGGACAGUCGCACGAGGGAGCCCUGAGAUGGAGGAAGCAUAUGGUGAACUUUACCAGCAGUUUCUUCGCCUCAGGUCAUUGUGCCUCAGACAGGCAGCUCUGCUUCACCAGCUGACAACAGCCCUGCAGAAACAGCAAGGGGUCUCUGUUCCAGAAGUAGAAGUGAGUGAUCUGAUUUCUAUCCCGGUCCAGUGUUCCCAUGAGGUCCCUGCGUUUCUGUACGAAAAGCCUCAACCACUGACGUCUGCAGGACCAGACCCCACGCCGCCACACGGGGCUGAGCACACUUCCAGAAAUGUUGGCUGCGCUGCUGGUGUCCUUGCUGAAGGAAUGUCGAAGCUCAGCGUGAACAUGCCUUGUCAGAGGAAGCAGGACGUGAAGACGGAGAUGCUGAACCCGUUCAUGUUCAAUACGGAGUUCUCGAAAUACCACGCAGAUCCUCCCAGUAGUUCAAAGCCUUCAGAACAAAAUGGCCCUGGUGAACGCAGAGCUCCAUGCACAGCAAUGAUGCCGAUGACUGAUGGAGGCCUCCUGAACCUGUCUGGAGGAGCCAUGAUGUCUGACGUGGCCAUGCACUCACAUGUUUGUGACUUCUGCCAAGCAGUUUUUCCCGGAGACUCGACCACACGAGGAGAGUUCCUGCGUCACCUUCACACCCAUGUCACAUAGACCAAAGACAAACACUACAGUCGAAACGUAUUUCCCCUCUGCAGAUCUCUUCAUUUCUACUGUUUUUUGUUUUUUUUCAGGUCAGUAAAUUAGCUUUAAUGUAAGAGAAAGAAACCCUGAGCAAAAAUACAAAAAGCAAUUUUUAUUAAUGUGACCUAUUAUGCUUUCUUGAACAGGUUAUAUUAGAUCUAUGGUUGAUACAAAACAUUUUUUUUUGCACAAAAUCAUUCUUUGAUAAUGAGAUUUUAGUCUGCUCAGUUCGGACUAUUUAGAGCUAUUUCAGAAAGAGCUGUUUUAGGGCGUCUUGUUACUUUAAAUAAGCUACUGCUGACCUCAACUCAACGUCUACACUCGCACGUAAAAAUGGCUGCAAACAGACGUGCAAUUGCACAACCGUACAUCUUUGAAAAGCAGAAGUAGAGCCUCCUGCACAACCAACAACAAUGCAGCAAGUCGUUCCUAAAUUUGAACAACAAAACUCUUGUCUUUUCCAGCAGCCAUUGUAGAUAUUGCAGUAAAACCAGCUGACCAGACGUGCUGGAGCUCAGCUAGGGGUUGCUAGGUGAGGGAUGGUGUCCACUGAUUUGUGACAUUACAUUCUGAAAAAAACAAUUUGGAAGCUGCAUUGUGUGUUUAGUCAGGUCAUGCUUCAUAAAAUUUGUUACAAAAAAGUGGAAUGAUCUGAAAGGGGGCAAAUACUUGUUCAAGUUACUGCAAUUCUUCUCUCACUGACAUUAGACUUAUAAUGUGAUGGUGCAGGUACACCUCUGGUCACACAAUCUUUGGGCAGUUUGCCAUUAGUUGUAGUGUGAAAUGAAUUGGAACUGGUUGUUAAGCAUUAGCUGUGUGUGAGAGUCUUUUGAAGAGUUUUACUCAGGGUUUUAUUUGUCCUUUGCUUGUGGGUGUAAAUAAAUUUUCAAUGGAACAAAAAUCUA
This is a messenger RNA of Xiphophorus couchianus (Monterrey platyfish), 1914 nucleotides long. RefSeq lists its product as uncharacterized. The transcript has 5 exons. Gene Ontology annotation, biological process: negative regulation of canonical NF-kappaB signal transduction. Lineage: Eukaryota; Metazoa; Chordata; Actinopteri; Cyprinodontiformes; Poeciliidae. The coding region runs from base 338 to 979 and encodes 213 amino acids. The record is from RefSeq and is a predicted model, not a curated record.